ACGAUGGAGAAUCAGACGCUACGUACAGAUAUUCUUCUCCUGGAGGGGUUAAAGGUGACACCCCACUCCUCCAUCCCAGCCUUCAUCCUCCUCCUCCUCAUCUACAUCUUCAUCAUGGUGUCCAACAUCGGCCUGGUGGUCCUGAUCUUCACGGAGAGGAGCCUCCAUCAGCCCAUGUAUCUGCUCUUCUGCAACAUGAGUAUUAACGAUGCAUUCGGGGCGACGACCAUCAUCCCUCCUCUGUUAGGAGACAUUUUUAUCCCAGUCACAGAGCGCCACAUUCAUUACAUCGACUGUGCCGUACAGGCGUUCUGCAGUCAUGUUCAUGCAAGCGCCACUCACACGGUGCUCAUGAUCAUGGCCUUCGAUCGCUACGUGGCCAUCUGCAACCCCCUGAGGUACGCCACCAUCAUGACCAACAGGAUGGUGGUGUCACUGUCUGUGUCAGCGUGGGCGGUGGCUUUAGUUAUGGUGGCGAUCCUCGUGGGCCUCAGCGUCCGCCUGUCCCGCUGCAGGUGGAUUAUUUUCAACCCAUUCUGCGACAACGCCUCCUUGUUCAAGCUGUCCUGUGAGAGCGUCCUCAUCAAUAACAUCUACGGCCUCGGCUACACGGUGCUCCUGCUGGGCUCGUCCAUCGGCAGCGUCACGCUCACCUACCUGAGGAUCGCCAUAGUGUGUUUGAGUAGUAAGAACAAGGCUCUAAACAGCAAAGCGCUGCAGACCUGCGCCACCCACCUGGCUGUGUACAUCAUCAUGUUUGUGUCAGGUGCCAUCAUCAUCAUCCUCCAUCGUUUCCCUUACUUAACAGACCACAGGAAGCUGGCGUCCAUCAUGUUCCAUGUGGUUCCUCCUUCCAUGAACGCCGUUAUCUACGGACUGCAAAUCAAAGCGGUCAGACAAAAACUUAUGAUCAUAUUUAACAGGAAAACAACAACUGCGUCGCAGGUGAACUGA
Epinephelus fuscoguttatus (brown-marbled grouper) is the source of this 954-nucleotide messenger RNA. Its product is annotated as olfactory receptor 52N5-like. Lineage: Eukaryota; Metazoa; Chordata; Actinopteri; Perciformes; Serranidae. Bases 4 to 954 code for a protein of 316 amino acids. Gene Ontology annotation, molecular function: olfactory receptor activity. Gene Ontology annotation, biological process: G protein-coupled receptor signaling pathway. The record is from RefSeq and is a predicted model, not a curated record. Gene Ontology annotation, cellular component: membrane. The transcript has a single exon.